AACCCACACUCAAAAAAUCAGAGAAGAAAAAAGAUCCAAUCUUUUUCUUCUUUUAAAUAAGAAGAUGAAGAGUUUUUGAUUAGGUUAUUAAUGUUUAUAGUACUUAUUUGAGCGUGUAUCAGUUUAAUAUCUAUUAUCAGUUCCAUACUUCAAAAAGAUUACAGCUUUGUUGGUGUUGGUGUAUUCUACUGUCAGACAAAAGCAUGGAUCUGAAGAGUCGCAAACAAACCAGAAAGCCCAACAUCUCAGAAGCUUCCGAUUCAUCAUCGUCUUCUCGUAGUGAAUCAAACCUCCCCAUUUCCUAUAACAGAAGAAAUUACAAAUUUUCAAGCUUUAAUUCUGGCAAUAUAAGCAUUGCCAGCAAUGGCAAAAUCAACAUUGAAAGCGAAGAGGAAGAGGAAGAGGAAGAAGAAGAGGUUACAGAAGAUGAUAGUUCUCCAGUUUUAAUGGGAACUUGCCCUAAUAUGUGCCCAGAUGCUACUCCAGUUUUGAGGAAGCCAAUGAGCUCAUUUUCCUCGGACGAGGACGAUAGACCUUUGUGCAAGAGAUUCAAGAGUAUUUCAACCAAACCGAUGGGUGCUGGGAAAUCUACACUUGCUUCCUCUAAGAAAAGUUCCUCCAAGAUCGUCUCUUCUGACCGAUCUCAAGAAGGUGAUCCUAAGAAGAGCGGAAGUACUCAAACUAGGAUCGCAAUCACACUUGGUGGGAAUCCACAAACAAAAGCUAGUUUGGCUUCAGGACAAAGAUCAAAAGUCCCAACUACCAAGGAAGUGCCGAUCAUAGGAAAGCCUACUCAAUCAAGCAUUCCGGUCCUUUUAGUGUCUUCUACCGGAUCCUUAAAAAAAUCGAUAGCUGCUGAGUUGAGAGCCCUCGACUCCGAUGACUCGGAUGAUAAUGAAGAAUCCCCUUUCAUAACUCUUGCUUCAAAUCUUCCCCCAGAUGAAAAUUGCCUUGAAGAAGACUUGUCUACGUACCUUGAGACAAUCAAGAGUAUGAAAACCAAAGGAAUGGCGAUGUUCGAGGAUGAAGCCGCUAUCGCCAAUCUAAAGGAAUGCCUCGAGGUACUUUCAAGUCGAGCAACGCACCCCAAUAUUGGUCCUAAAGUGAAAAUGGCGAUCGACAUAGCAAAUGAUAAUCUUCCCACUCUUCACAAGAUGUAUCAUUCAGCCAUUCCUACUCGAACAUUUUUCGAGAAAAAGCUCCGAGACAAUGAGGAGAUUAAGAGGAAGCUUGAUCAUUUGAGAAAAGAAGGGAAAGAGCUUGCUCCCAUGAUCGGCACUCAUAACAAAAGGAUCGACUCUUUAGAACAACAAAUCCUGAAGUUGCAAGAAGAGCUGAGACUUGAGAAGGAAGCAUUGACACCUCUAGGGAAGAAAUUUGAUCAACUGAUCAUACAUGGGAUGUCGUUGAAGAAACGUCGUGCAACUUUAAAGAAAGAAAUUUUAGCUGAGCAAGCCGAGUAUGAUAAAGCCCUUAAGGAUUAUGCCAAAGUAAAGAGCCAGAUUAGCGAAUUCUUCGGGAUGUUCUGAUCAGCAUUUUAAUCCUUCUAUUUUUGAACAAUUAAUAGGUUUAGCUCGGCAUCCAUUUUUCCUUUUCACUUUUGAACAAUUCUUGAAUUGCAAGGAUCGGCUGUUGAUCUAAUCGUACUCUUGAAUGAUUGUUUCUUUUCAUAAUAAUCAUUUUAUGCGUGUUUACUUACUA
Messenger RNA from Mercurialis annua (annual mercury), 1701 nucleotides. Its product is annotated as SAC3 family protein C. The record is from RefSeq and is a predicted model, not a curated record. Gene Ontology annotation, biological process: mRNA export from nucleus. Bases 204 to 1529 code for a protein of 441 amino acids. The transcript is spliced from 3 exons. NCBI's taxonomy places the organism in Eukaryota, Viridiplantae, Streptophyta, Magnoliopsida, Malpighiales, Euphorbiaceae. Gene Ontology annotation, cellular component: cytoplasm; transcription export complex 2; nucleus.